Messenger RNA from Habropoda laboriosa, 2143 nucleotides. It is a transcript of the gene CalpC, whose product is annotated as calpain-C. Gene Ontology annotation, cellular component: cytoplasm. Gene Ontology annotation, molecular function: calcium-dependent cysteine-type endopeptidase activity. The record is from RefSeq and is a predicted model, not a curated record. Gene Ontology annotation, biological process: proteolysis. The coding region runs from base 1 to 2001 and encodes 666 amino acids. Lineage: Eukaryota; Metazoa; Arthropoda; Insecta; Hymenoptera; Apidae. The transcript is spliced from 15 exons.
AUGAGCGAGUACGAACGAAUCAAGCGUUCGUGCUUGAAACGAGGGGAACUUUGGGAGGAUCCAGAAUUUCCUGCGACGCAAACGUCGGUUUUCUACCAUCAGACACCUCCAUUUCAGUUUCAAUGGAAGAGACCAAAGGAAUUAUGCAACCGUCCGAUAUUCGUCAGCGAUACACCUGCACAGUUCGACGUAAUACCCGGGAAAAUGGGUGACAAAUGGCUGGUCUCCUGCCUGGGCGUUCUUCACCUGAGCAAAGGACUGUUCUACAGGGUGGUGCCAGCCGAUCAAGGGUUCGGGAACAUAGGAGAGCCGCCCGGAUCACCGACCGCCGAGUACGCCGGGGUGUUCAGGUUCCGGUUAUGGUGGUGCGGCGCCUGGGUCGAAGUUCUCGUCGACGACAGGCUACCGGCGAUUCACGGACGGCUGGCUUUCGUGCAGAGUCGUCACAGUGAUCAAUUCUGGCCGGCUCUUCUGGAGAAAGCGUACGCUAAACUGCACGGUUCGUACGAGGCUCUCAAGUAUGGAACACUGUUGGACGGUCUGUCUGAUCUCACCGGUGGAAUCACAGAGAGUAUCGCUAUACGACAAGAUCCUACCGCCUGCGGACGUGUCUUGGGAAAACUCCUCGACAUGACAUCCCUCAUCACGUGUACAGUAAAUAACAAUCAGCAGCAAAUUCGUGCCAGUACGGAGAAACUAGCGAAUGGUAUUCAAAUGGGCAUCAACUACAGGCUGUACGCUAUUGAAAGGGUGGAGACGUUCAACGGCGAGGCAGUUCAGUUAGUAAAAUUAAGAAAUCCUCUUGGACCAGGUAGGGAGUACGUCGGAGCUUGGGCGAGAGGUGGCCUCGAAUGGGACGAAGUACCACCGAUGGAAAGGGAACGUUUGGCGGUCAGAAACAUGGCCGAAGGGGAAUUCUGGAUAUCGUACUCGGAUUUCGUGAAGACAUUCACUCAUCUAGAAGUCGUACAUCUUGAUGCUGAAACGUCGAGGGAUGAGCCGUCGUUGCAUAGCAAACAUACCUGGCAAAUGAAACUCUAUCAAGGCAGCUGGAGGAGAGGCGUGACCGCGGGAGGAUGUCGAAACAAUGAAGAAACUUUCCAUAUUAAUCCGCAACUACACCUGAUUCUAAGCGAAGUGGAGGAAGUAAUUGUUUCAUUGUACCAACACUCUAUCAUGGAGAUCAAAGUGAUAGGCUUCACAGCUUAUACUUUACCGAAGAACAGCACGGAGUCGAUAAACAAGCAAUUUUUCAAGAAAAACAAAUCCCUGGUGAAUUCACAGUACACUAACAGUCGUCAAGUUAGCCACAGAUGUCAAUUAGAUCAGGGUGGUUAUUUGCUGGUACCUACAACUUUUGAACCCACGCAAGAAACGAGUUUCACGUUGAGAGUUUACAGUAGUAAACCUUUAAAAUUGAAACUUCUCGAUACGCCACCGUCCUUAAUGAAAUCGGCCAUCAUCAAGGCACCACCUCUGGAAGGUAAAGGUUUUUCACAAUACGAAGCUGUCUUCUUGCAGCUUGCUGAUGAACAUAGGACAGUGAACGCUUUUGAAUUGCAAGAACUUUUGGAGGCCUGUUUACCGAAUGAUUAUAUAAAAAGCUGUGCUUGUAUGGAAGUAUGCCGGCAAGUGGUUUUGACGAUGGAUAGUUCCGGGAGCGGUCGAUUGAAAUUUAACGACUUCAAGGAUCUCAUGUGUAGUUUAAAAUACUGGCAAGCAGCAUUCAAGAACCACACAAAGGAAAAGACCGGUAUACUUAAAGCGGAACGAUUACGGGACGCGUUACUAGAAGUGGGAUUUCAAUUGAACACGGAUGUUCUUUCGAUUUUAAUUCUUCGAUAUAUGAGAAAAGAUGGAACUCUGAGAUUUGGAGAUUUUGUCUCGGCAAUACUUCACUUGAGUGACGCAUUUGGAAUAUUCGAAAGUAAAGAUCCUUUACAAAAUGGGACAAUAAAGUUAAGCUUAACUGAGUGGCUCAGAUCAUCUCUGAUGUGCUGAAUUCACUACUCAACGUAAUGUGUGUACCUUGAAAUAUCUGUAAAUAAUGUUUUGUACGUCGUAUAUAGAUCUAAGUUUUAGCCAUAUUAACGGUUAACGAUCGAAUCCAUUUUUUUGCUGUUUGUAAAAUAAUAUCAUUAUC